GAGCGGACCUCGAGAGAAGGUCUUUGGGCAGCUGGGAAGGGAAGGGCUGGAGAACUUGGAGACUGGUAUGCCCACCUACUGCCCUGGGUACAGGGAGGAGUGGGUUGGUCAGCAAGCGGAGGGGGUGGAGCAGAGCCUGCUGGAGGAGGUCUAUGGGGAGUUGGGAAGGGAAGGGCUGGAGAACUUGGAGACUGGUAUGUCCACCUACUGCCCUGGGUACAGGGAGGAGUGGGUUGGUCAGGAAGCGGAGGGGGUGGAGCAGAGCCUGCUGGAGGAGGUCUAUGGGGAGUUGGGGGAGGACCCCACUCAGCUCUCCAGCCAGGUGCUGCUCAUCUACAUCCUGCACGUGCUGCUGUGCUCCGUCAUGGAGCUCACCUUCCUGGUGGGGCAGUACUACCUGUUUGGCUUCAAGGUGCCCCAACUGUACCGCUGCGAGACCUACCCCUGCCCCACCCGCACAGACUGCUUUGUGUCACGUGCCACUGAGAAGACCAUCUUUCUAAACUUCAUGUUCAGCAUUACCCUGGGCUGCUUUGUGCUCAACAUCACAGAGCUGGGCUGGGACUACAUCUUCCGCAUACUGUGCUCCACUUGCUCCACCUGCUUCCGCCCUGAGAGGGACCCUGUGGGGCUGUACGACCACCACAACCCUCUGUUGCUGCAGCUCAAACAUUCUCUGAGGGGCAGGCUGGUCCUGCAGACUCCCACUCCCAUGGCCCAGGAGAAGGCUGGGGGCCACCUGCUCACUCAUGUCCCAGCCAUUACCUUUGAGACCAAUUCUACUGUGGAGUGCACCUCCAAGAGGACUCCGGGAGAGAGGGACCGGGUUAAGGUUAAAUUGGCAAACAUGGCCAAGAUGGGACGAACUAAGAAGUCUUGGCUGUGAAAGGCCCAUUCUGUGUGAUUCUCAGAUGUAGCAUUUUCCACUUUUGAAACAACAAAGGGAAAGAGAGUUUAUAGAAUAGGUUGCUCAAAUUGGGCAUUUGGAGAAUAAGAGUAUACUCCUGAUUCACAAAGAAAGAUUCAGCUUUGUCAUCCAUACCAUAGCCUAAAUUACAUAAAGAACAUUCAAACUGUUCCAGAGUUUCAAAAGACAGAGAAAAGUAAAACAUUUUGCUGGAAAAUUGUAUACAUUCAGUUUACAGUCAUUAUCUUCAGUCUGUUCACACAUAAGUCCUACUGUACACAAUCUCAGGGUUCUUCAAUACAAACACACCUGUUUGAUAAAACAUGACACGUUUUCACAUUCUAACAAUGUUUGUAGGAUACGUUUCAAUAAUUCCUUGUAAUUGUUGAAAUGCAUAGCUGGCAGAGUAGUUUUGACCUGUGUGCAGACAGUCAUUUAUGUUGUCUAAAGGGACUUUGUCUCUUAUAACAUUAUUAUUUUCAGAAUAAUCUAAUCUGAUUAACUGGUGGGUAGUCAACUAACUAUUUGUAGCAUGUGUGCCUCUUUUUAUUGAUAUUUGCAUGGUAUGUAUGUGUAUAGAUCUUUAGCAAUUAAUGUUGAAAUUAUCGAAGAAUAACUGAAAUGUUUAUAGUUGUGUCCCAAUCUCAAAUGCUCUCAUAUUUGCCCAUAGUAUUUCAAAAAUGGCAGAAUCAAACAGUAUUGGAACACUGACUUGUAUUUCUCAGCCAGAAGUGUAAGAAUUUUAGAAGAAUGUAAUUUCAACAAUCAAAUGUUGCACUGUUUGACAAGACAGUGUAUGGAAAACCUGCAUUUGAAUGAGUUUAGUUUUUGACCACAAGAGGUCACUAUACUACUUUAAGUUAUCAAACAGGGUUGUGCUGAAAAUCAAAUGAACCACAGCCAAAUAAAUAAUUUGUAAUUAAGACUAAGAUUAAAAAAUACAUGUAUAACGUACUUUCUUGAUGAAAUACAUUCUAAAAUGUAAAUAUCUGUUUUUCUGAGUAUGUAGUGCACAUAUCUGUGAGGAUCAGACCCUUUUUUCCAAUUUUCGCCUAAAAUGACAAAUUUAACUGCCUGUAGC
This is a messenger RNA of Oncorhynchus kisutch (coho salmon), 1988 nucleotides long. RefSeq names its product gap junction alpha-3 protein-like. The transcript has a single exon. Gene Ontology annotation, cellular component: connexin complex. Gene Ontology annotation, biological process: cell-cell signaling. Bases 68 to 886 code for a protein of 272 amino acids. Lineage: Eukaryota; Metazoa; Chordata; Actinopteri; Salmoniformes; Salmonidae. Gene Ontology annotation, molecular function: gap junction channel activity. The record is from RefSeq and is a predicted model, not a curated record.